CAGUCAGAUUACUUUGGAGGGCACUUGGCCAGACGUACAUGUCGUGAGACAUGUGCGGGGAGGAGUAACCAACUUUUGAUUAGAUGUACAUAACUCCCACUUAUGAAGAUGUCGGCUGAUUGUGAAGUAGGGUUCAGUGAUGGGAUCCUGCAGCGAUUGAGUGCAGACAGCGACCUGCCGAGUGGCCUGUCUGUAGGAUGUCUCUGUUCAAAGCAAGGGACUGGUGGUCGGUGACACUAGGCCUGGGGGAGGAGUUUGACCAGGGGUGUCUGUGCGUCGGCGAUGUGGACAACAGUGGCAGCGGACAUGAUAAGAUCGUGGUGGGGAGCUACAUGGGUCUGCUGCGGAUCUUCCUGCCCCACGCUGGCUCAUCAGGGGAGAGCCAGGCGGAGGACCAGCUGCUGGAGGUGCAGCUCAAAGACCCCAUCAUACAGGUGGAAGUGGGCAAGUUUGUCUCGUGCUCUGAUCUUCUCCACCUGGCUGUGCUUCACCCCAGGAAGCUUUCUGUCUACGCCAUCACAGGCACCGCUGGGAAUGUGGAGCAUGGCUUUCAGUGCCAGCUCAGACUGGUGUAUGAGCACAACCUGCAGAGGACGGCCUGCAACAUGACCUACGGCCCCUUUGGGGGCGUCACAGGUCACCACUUCAUCUGUAUCCAGUCCAUGGACGGCAUGCUGAUGUUCUUUGAGCAGGAGAGCUACGCCUUCGGCCGCUUCCUGCCCGGCUUCCUGCUCCCCGGCCCGCUCAGCUACUGCCCCCGCACCGACGCCUUCCUCACCGUGUCCUCCAGCCGCCAAGUGGAGAGCUACAAGUAUGAGACCCUGGCUGUGGCCACAGAUGCAGACACCAGACAGGAAGCCGAGCAGCAGAAGAAGAGCUCAGGGAAGAGGCUAAUGGCUGACUGGACCCUGGUCAUCGGCGAGCAGGCUCUGGAUAUCUGCAUCCCGUCCUUCUCCCCGUCCGCGUCCAUUUUCAUUUUGGGAGAGAGGAACCUGUACUGUCUCAAGGACAACGGGCAGAUCCGCUUCAUGAAGAAACUGGAGUUCAACCCCAGCUGUUUCCUCCCCUACGCCUCAGUGAGUGAAGGGACGACCAACACCCUCCUGGCGAACCACAACAACAUGCUGCUGGUGUACCAGGACGUGACUCUGAAGUGGGCCGCCCAGCUGUCCUGCGUGCCCGUCGCCGUCCGAGUCGCCAACUUCCAGGAUCUGAGGGGCGUGGUGGUGAUGCUCAGUGGAGACGGGCACCUCCAGUGCUCCUACAUGGGCACCGACCCCUCCUUCUUCAUGGCCCCCAAGGUGGAGGCGCGGGAGGUGAACUACGAGGAGGUGGAUGCUGAGCUGAAGACCCUGCACAAGGUCAUCCGCGAGGCCGCCAGGACCCAGGAUAUCCUGCCUAAAGCAGACGCAGAUGAGGAGUUGGUGGUCACGGCCAGCGUGUCUGCCAGCCUGGAUGACGUCUCGAAAGCUGUCAUUCCUGAAAUCAGUGGUAUACCUGUCCCCUCCGUCACUGUGAAGAUCUCGGUGCGGUGUCGCUCGGCGGUGCAGAGCCCCAAGCUGACGGUGUGCGUGCAGCCUCCCCUCGCAGUCACUCAGGAGCAGUUUGUGCUGGACUCCAUGGGUGCGGGAGCUACAACCACAGUGAUGUUCUCCGCCUUCCUGAAUGGGCAGUACCCCCCAGCUGACCUAGGAGGAAAUGUGGCAGUAUCCUACAGCACACCCACAGAGCUGAACCCAGCAGGGGUGCCCAGGGUGGCCCAGUGCAGAUUCGCUCUGCCCCUCCGCCUGGCCUGCUGCCUGUCUUCGGCCUCCAAGAACGCCCAGUUCAAGAUCACAGUAGACACCAACAAACCGCCAGUUAACCUCAACGAGGUGUUCCCAGACUUCCUGGAGAAGUCUGAGGACAGGGAUGGGAACGCGUUGGCCUUCCAGCUCAUAGCCGGCGCCAAAGUCACCGUGCUGGCCUCCAAGACGUCCCAGCGCUACAGGAUCCAGAGUGAGAGCUUUGAGGAUAUGUGGCUGGUGGCCAGUGAGCUGGUCCAGCGUUUUGACCGGCACUUCGCCAAGCAGGGAGUGAAAGACUUCCGCAACAGCUUCUCCGGCCCUCUCCCACUGUCCGAGUACUUCCAGGCUGUGGAUCACCACUUUGAGCUGCGGGUCAGCGCGGAGAAGUACCAGGACCUGCUGGCGGAGAGGGCGGUCCAGUUCCGGGCCAUCCAGCGCCGGCUGCUGACGCGCUUCAAGGACAAGACCCCCGCCCCCCUGCAGAACCUGGACACGCUGAUGGAGGGCACCUACAGACAGGUGAUCGCUCUGGCGGACGCGGCCGAGGAGAACCGGAUGAAGCUGUGCCAGGCCUUCGCCCGCCUGCGCAGCGCCACACAGCUGCUAAUCAUGCUGCUGUCCCUGUGGCACGGCCUGGGCACGGAGCAGACCGCCAUCCUGCAGGCCACGCUGCUUCCCCUGCUGCAGGACACGCCUCAGCUGGGCUGGGAGGAGAGCGUGGACGCUGCCGUCUCUCACCUGCUGAGGACGUGUCUGUCGCGCAGCUCCAAGGACCAGGCCCUGAGUCUGAGCACCGGCCAGCUGAGCAUGCCCAAAGACACGGCCCGCCUGAAGAAGCACAUCACCCUGCUGUGUGACAGGCUGGGCAAGGGCGGCCGCCUGUCGCUGUCCUCAGAGGCCCACGCCCCCACGCCCGUCAUCAUGCCAGGGAGCUGUGAACCCAUUGCUGAGCUGGACCAGGAAGAGCCCGCCGCGGAGCAGGAGGCCGUGGCCAAGUUUGUCAAGAAGAGGCAGCCAUCCAAGAAGGUCAAGACCAAAACCGAUGCCAAUGGCAGCGAGGCUGGGAAGGAAUCUGAAAAGGAGCUUGGCAAAGAACCUGCAAAAGACUCUGGAAAGGAGUCAACUAAGGCAUCAGUGAAAGCAAAGGAGUCUGGGAAGGAAUCUGCUAAGGAUUCUGAGAAGACUGCAAAGGAUUCUGUAAAGGAGUCGUCAAAGGAACCGGAGAAGGAGCCAGAGAAGGAACCCGGAAAGGCUGCAGUGAAAGUUGCGAAGAAGGCAUCAGUGAAGGUGAAAGAGAAGAAGAAGGAGCCAGAGGCUACAGACGGCUAACGGGCCUACAGAGCAAAGCCACGCAAGACCCUGAGAAUGUUCUCCAGCGUGCGAGCCUGCGGUCCCCUGGCCAGGCCCCAGGGGCCACACUGUCCCCGCUGGGGCGGGCUCCAGCACAGCACUCAGCUCACUGGCUUUGAUUGAGCUGCUAAGUCAACACUCAAUACUUCACAUACUGUCUCCUUCGGUUAUUUUGGUGAGAAUACAGGUUGCUGGGAGUUUUAUGGCAGGUUAUGUCUUUAGGUUUGUAUUUCUUUGAGGUUGAAUUGCAGUAACACAGAUAGGUAUUCGGUUAGGGAAGAGGGCGUAAAUUAGUUGUGAGAUGGGUCCAGGAAAAAUAGUUGAACUACUCUACUAUAAAGUUAGGCUUGAUUGAGCAAUUGAGUUAACUACCCUGAUUAUUUUUUCGAGGAGCAGACAAAAUUUUGACUAAACAAUUUUGCAUUAAUGCAAAAUAACUUCCAUUCGUAGAUCUCUUUGAAGUAAUCAUUUUGAGCUUUUUAAAUGUAGAGCUGGCAGUAUUUAAUUAAAAGCUCAGUCAUUCAUUCAGCUGGAACAAUAAAUCCCCAAGACCAGGGUUGGGAAACACUGUUCUGCAUACGCACACAUACAGAUACACUCCAGGAACAUCGAAAGUGGAGGGACAUGGGUGGGUUCUACCUCUUGCUGUGAUUGAACACUGGCCACUGCGAACCAGAGUGACCCAAUCUAUCCCACUCCACUAAACUACACUACACUACACUACCCUUCACUCCUCCACACUCCACUACAUUAAUCCAUUUCUCUGUGUUCCUCCUUUUCUCUCUGUUCCAUUUGUUUCCCACCUCCACUUGUCACGUGACAUUUUAUGCAUACCUUCAUGUAUGAGUUUCUGAGUAGUAACUCAGUUACAGUGUACUUAGGUCUGGUGUGAAUUGAGUGUGCCGUACUUGUGUAGCUGUUGCCAGUGUCUCUUGUAUACUUGCUGGGAGCAUUGACAAGAGUUAGUGCUUUUGUCCUGAUUCAGCGUUCUCUCAGGUAACUGCCAUCACGCUCUCCAUUGUACAUGUACGUAUGUUAUCUCACUGCUGGAAGAGUCCAUUUGUCACUGAGAUGUGGGUGGAGGGUGUGGCUUUCAGGCAGUUUACACAGUGCUGAACCAGGCCGUUCCACCGACAGCACCCCUCUCCUCUGCAAUAUGCUUCUCUGAAAGCUCAUCGCCUCUCAGCACCCUGAGCUCUCCGCCUGUUUCAGUGAUCGAUGAAUUCUCUGUAUAGAGCUGGUUUUAGAUGUGUACUGAGCUGCAUGUAAUGCAUACACAUGCACGCACACAAGUACGCAGCUGUGUCUGAAAUGCAUGCACAUGCACACGCACACGCACGCGUAACCACGGCCUCCACACACAAGCAUGUGUGAUUGCACAUACACAUAUGAAAGCGAUCAUGCCUACACACUUAAAAGCGGCCUGUCUGGCAGUUGCAUACAUUCACACUGCUCAACACACACACUGUUCAGACACACAUUCACACUGCUCAACACACACACCGUUUCAGACACACAUUUACAUUGCUCAACACACACACUGUUUCAGACACACAUUUACAUUGCUCAACACACACACUGUUUCAGACACACAUGCUCUGGCACAGUCACUGCCCACGUGUGCUCUACAGGAUCGCAGACGCACACCUGGGCUCGUCUGAUUGGUCGGCUGUAGACACAGGCGGACUGAGGGGUUUUCUCAUGUCCAGACUGCAGAAGAUCAGGCUGCCGGUGGGUUCCGUUAGUGGCUUGUAACGCAGCCCUGGAAUCUGAGCCUCAGAUUCAGGCGUAUCCCUCCCCUCCCCUCCUCCACCCAGCACCCCCUCCUCCAAGGCAAACAGCACAAGGGCCCAGUGCUACACCACGGGAUUUAUUUUAGAUCCACACCCGUCUCUGGGCCAAACCCACAGCCUCCCGCCCCAUAAUCCGUCUCUUCUGCUCGCCGCUCCCCCGCCUACGCUCCGGUGUGCUGACGUCCGCACCCCUGCACCCCCCCACCCCCCCAGCCCAGCCCCGCUCGCCCCCUCACGUGUGGCACCCCACCAGCCGUGCCACAACUAAGAAUAACAUCCACAGUCUGCUCCCCCCGCCCGCCACCACACGGCCUCCUCUCUUCCCUGCUCAGCACAUUCAGGAAGUGGGGACAUGUUGCCACCCCGGGGGAGGGGGGACCCAGAGCACCAGCGCGCAAUGCCCAGUGCCCACCAAUCAAAGUGGAACCAGUUCGCCUACCCCCUGCCCUUGCCUGCUCAGGGUGACCUCGAGGUGUCCCUGUCCCCAGUGUUGUGGUGGGCGGGUGUGGGGGCCGAGUCUGUCCAUAGCACCCUCUCCAAGCUAAUUAGCUUAUCAGGCUGGGAUUAGCUUGUCCCGCACACACACACUUCAGGUCAGAGACAGUAGUCUGGGUGCUUCAGGGAGAGGGGGCCAGACAGGAGCGGGUCCUGUGGCUCGGUCUGCAGACGUGAGAGCAGCGAUGCAGCCCUCCACAGCUGCGCUCCUCCCGCAGCUUUGAUUCACGGUAACGCGCUGUUUACAGCGAGCAGCCUCCGCAGCGUGGAGAAACGACACCUGCUGUCCCUCGCCCCUGACCCCUUCGAACGAAAAGCAGGCAGAGAGAGAGAGAGUGAAUGCUUGCUCUGCUCAGCCACGCUGUAAAGGGAUGAGGCACAUUUAUCAAUGUCACUCAUCUUUCAGUCCAUAGGAAGAAGGCGUACAGGGACUGUAGUACUUUAUCCCAGUCUGUGGAGAUCUCCGAUGUUGUCCAUUCAUAUUUGUCGAAAAUGUGCGUGACUUAAUUUUUGCAUCUUCAGCAGGGAAGGCUUAGAUAAGAUUUUUGUAGUGGUGCCAGCUAGUCUGUUGUACCAGGCACCUGCUACAGUACGUUUCACAACUCUAAACACAAAGAGCUCCAGAUUUUUCCCCCCCACAUUUUUCCCAUCUCCUGUCUUUUCUUUAUAGUCUGUUUUGCCUUUGACCUGUUUAAGUCCCCACUUGUACAUGUUGUCAGCGGGUCAGUGAUCUCUGAGAAUCUCUGAAGAUUAUCAACCUCCGUUGUCCACUCAUUCCAGCAAAGGGCAUUAGACAGAUUCCGUCUAGUUUACCAGUAAAGGCUGCAAAGCAUUUAUACUAAUUGUCGCCGCUGAGAUCUGUUGUUGUAUUUUUGCCAGUUUUUGUUGGUCAUAAAACCAUCAUGACACUCCAACAGAAUCUGUGUUAUAACCAUUAGUUUUUCUUCUUUUUUUUUCUUUUUUUUUUACAAUUUAGAGCUUACUCAAAAUGCGUGGUCGUUUCCAUGUUUACAGACACUGUACAUUUCCUAUACAAGACGGGACCAACUGUUCUCCAGUAUAUAAAAAAAACAUUGUUACACUGUGCCACAAAGUUUUGAGACAGAUGAUUGUUAACAAAUAAAAAAUUUGGAUUAGAUUAAGAAAAUGAAAAA
Molecule: messenger RNA, 6579 nt
Organism: Anguilla rostrata (American eel)
Lineage: Eukaryota; Metazoa; Chordata; Actinopteri; Anguilliformes; Anguillidae
Gene: bbs9
Product: Bardet-Biedl syndrome 9
Exons: 23
Coding region: 198-3116 (972 amino acids)
Biological process (GO): cilium assembly
Cellular component (GO): membrane; BBSome
Source: RefSeq, a predicted model, not a curated record